Lecanosticta acicola is the source of this 1363-nucleotide messenger RNA. Lineage: Eukaryota; Fungi; Ascomycota; Dothideomycetes; Mycosphaerellales; Mycosphaerellaceae. The record is from the annotation of a GenBank genome assembly.
AUGGCAACUGAGGUACGUUUCCCCUCUCAUCAACUUCAUCGCAGACAUUGCGCAAGCAUCGUGUGCCUCCUCAACCAAUUACCCCAACCCUGCUUGCAAUGAUUCCGUGCUAACUGUUAGCCCGUGAUUGCUACAGCGCGAGAGGUAUGUCGGAACGAUACCAGGCGGCGCCAUCCGACCGACACUGACAACAUGACAGCAAGACGUUCCUCGCACGACUGUGUGAGCAGGCUGAGCGCUACGAUGGUACGUCAUCUUGUGAGAAACUGUGAGAAGCACAUGCUAACGGCCCUUUGUAGAGAUGGUCGGAUACAUGAAGGUGAGAAUGGCAAAGUCUCCGUAUCUCUCGCGUAAUGACCGCUGACGUGUGAAAAUCAGGAAGUCGCAAAGGUAUGCCUACCGAUAAGCCCUCUUACCCAAUCGCGAAACCACGCAACCUCCCAGCAGCCCGCGAAAGACGCACACCAACUCUUCCCCAAACUGACUCCAGGUCCAGAUCGGCGGCGAGCUCACCGUCGACGAGCGCAACCUUCUCUCUGUCGCCUACAAGAACGUGGUGGGCACGCGUCGUGCUUCCUGGCGCAUCAUCUCGAGCAUCGAGCAGAAGGAGGAGGCCAAAGGCUCGGACAAGCACGUCGGUAUCAUCCGCGAUUACCGCCAGAAGAUCGAGACCGAGCUCGAGAAGGUCUGCCAAGAUGUCCUCGAUGUGCUCGACGAGAGCCUCAUCCCAAAGGCCGAGACCGGCGAGAGCAAGGUCUUCUACCAUAAGAUGUUAGUAUACACCGAGCAGAGCAGCAGGCAGCGCUUUUCUUUGACCCUCCGAUAUCCCGAGUCCGCAAUACUGACAACUUGGGACGACAGGAAGGGUGACUACCACCGCUACCUUGCCGAGUUCGCUUCUGGCGAGAAGCGCAAGACCGCCGCGACGGCUGCCCAUGAGGCCUACAAGGUAUGCGGCGUUUGGUGAUACCUCCCACGUGGUUUCGAAAGAUGCUAAAUUGUGUUUCAGAACGCCACCGACGUCGCCCAGACCGAGCUCACUCCUACUCACCCAAUCCGUCUCGGCCUCGCCCUCAACUUCUCAGUCUUCUACUACGAGAUCCUCAACUCACCCGACCGCGCGUGCCAUCUCGCCAAGCAGGCCUUCGACGACGCCAUUGCCGAGCUCGACAGCUUGUCCGAGGAGUCGUACCGCGACAGCACCCUCAUCAUGCAGCUUCUGCGUGACAACCUCACUCUCUGGACCUCAUCGGACGGUGGCGAGCCAGAUGCCGCCGCGGGCGAGGCCAAGGGCGAGGAGAAAGCUGCCGAGCCAGCGACAGAGCCCCCAGCGGCUGAGGCCGAGUCGAAGCCGGCUGCCUAA